ACAAUCUCAAUUAGAAACAAUAAUGGAAGGUUCAAAGGAGAAUUCAAAAAUUAGUUUAAAUCCUUCGGUACCGAGUGAUGAACCGGUAGAAAAGCAAGCCCAAGUUUCUGAAACUAAUUAUCAAAUAAUUCAAGAAAGUUAUAGUUAUAGAUGGACAUCAGCAUUAUCAUUCUCAUCAUUUACUACCCCCAGUCCACCAGCUUGGCUUUAUUGGAAUAAUAAUUCCACGACAGAACAACAAGAUUCAAGAAUUGUAGAUGAAUCACAUGAUGAUGGUAAUGAUCAUAAUGAUUCAGCCAUUCAAGAUUCACCGGAAAUACCUCCUCAAAAUCAAUUUCCAGAACCUAAUUCUGAAUCUAGACUCGAUACAGAGACUACUACAGAAUCACCAGAACAGCCUUGGGUAGAUUGGUCUUUACAAUAUAGAAGAGUAAGUUCUGUUGUGUCUUAUGUAUAUAAUCGAAGUACAUUGAAUGAAGAUAAUGGUGGUAGUAAUCAUAUAAAUCCAUCAGAAACAGUAGGUGAUAGUUUAGUUACUCGAAAGUUUUCAACAUCAUCUCCUACUACAUCGGCUCCACUGAGACAAUUAUCACUUUCCAAAGCUCCAACUAUUAAUUCAUCAUCACCCGCAGGAUCCAUUGUUCAUAAUCAAAAGAAGAAUAGUCCUUCAAUACCACCUGAAUCUCGUGUAAAUAAUCAAUCUAAUAAUAGUGAUGAUGUGAAUCAUAAACCUAUAAUAGAAUCAGUACCUACUCCUAAUGAAACAACUCCAUUAUUAAAUGCAAAUUCUUCUAUAAGUACUCCUACUACUACCAGUGGCUGGUUUGAUUGGUUUACUAUACCGACAUUUUGGUCAAAGCCCGUAGAUGAAGAUGAUGAUGAAGAAAUUCAUAAUUCUGAACUUUACAAAUCUGCCAAGAGUGCUAUUGAGAAUUCAAAAGAAUCAUCUCAUUAUGCUAUAAAAUGUAUAAACAUGGAUCUUAAUGUUCAAGAAGGAAAGGGAGUACGCGAACUAGAACUUGCUGUAAGUGAUACUAUGACAGAACGUGAACCUGUUAGAUAUAGAUCUAAAAAGAGUCCUUUAUUACCAAAUGAAGUACAGGAAAGAACAUUAACCACCAGAAAUCCAACACCACCCCAACAACCAUCAACUGUUACACUCGCAAUAGAUAAUAGUUCUAGUAAUACUAAUGAUAUCAACUCAACCACUGCCAAUGGUCCACAAACUUCUGGUAUAUCUGCUACCGUUAAAGAGAAGCAACAACAACUUCAACAACUGAUUAAUUCAAAAAUGCAAACUAAAGCUAACAAUCAUACUAUUACACCACCCAAUCAAGUAUUACCUUCUAUUGAUACCAAUUUACGAACCAUAACAUUUAGAACUAAGGCUCGAUUAUUUAUCCAAGAUUUGUUCUGGAAAUCAUCAGAAAAGCACAUCUAUAAGAAGAAAUCUCCAGAUGUAAUUAAGAAACGAAAUCAAAUUAAGCAAGUUGUUGUUGUUGGAAUACAUGGAUUUUUACCAAUUAAGAUGGUUCGAACAUUAAUUGGACAAUCCACUGGGAAUUCCGUCAAAUAUGUAAAUGAAGCUUCAAGAUGUAUACGGCAAUGGUUACAAGAUGGAGAUGAAGGGAAUGUUGAAAUACAUACCAUUGCAUUAGAAGGUGAAGGUAAGAUUGAGAGUCGAGUUGAAAAAUUAAUGAUAUUGAUUGAGAAUUGGAUUUCAUUAAUUGAAUCUAGUGAUUUUAUAUUUUUUGUAAGUCAUGGACAGGGAACACCAGUUGCCAUUAAUUUAUUAAGUAAUUUACUUGAUAAAUAUCCUCAUUUAAAUUUAUCAACCAAAAAGAUUGGUUUAUUAAGUAUGAGUGGAGUAAUUAUGGGACCAUAUCAAGGACUUGAUUCUAAAUUAGUAAUUAGAGCAUAUACCCCAUUUGAAAAUGAUAUAAUUCGAGAAUUAUUUGAUUUUGAUAAACCUAAUAGUAAAGUAUCAAUUGAAUUAGGUCAUUCUUUACAAAAUUUAGUUCAAAAAAAUGUUAAAAUUACAUUAAGUGGUUCAACAAAUGAUCAAUUCAUUCCAUUAUAUUCUUCAUUAGGAAUUAAAUUUAAUCAUCCUAAUAUAUUUCGAAAUUUAUUUAUACUUGGAAGUAAUAAUGAUACUCCGACAUUUAUUACAAAAUUUCUUCAAGUAUUAGUGAUUAUGAAAAAUAUGGGUUCAAAGCAAGAUUAUAAAUUUUUAUAUCAAUUGAGUGAAAAAUGUAUGGGGACAAUUAGUAAUGGAGGUCAUUGUAAGAUUUACAGUAAUGAUGAAAUUUAUAAGAAUGCAAUUCAACAUAGUUUAGAAACAACAAGUUUAAUGAUUAGUCAAGAUUUAGAGAUUGUAAAUGAUGAAAAUAGAAGUGUUCCUGUAUCUUAUAAAUCACAAUCUCCACCAAAUAGUAAAUCACAAUCACCAGCUCCAUUACCAUUACCAUUGGCAAGUAAUAUGAGUACAAGUUUAAGUACUUCAUCGAAUAAUAGUACUAAUAAUGGAAGCAUAACAUCCAAUACAUCCAUGAAUUUAUAUGAGAUGUCAUGGAAUUUGCGAAAAUUAAUCCAUGAACUAAUUAAAAUUAAUAAUAUUGGUAAUAUUAAAUUACUUCAAGAAUUAAAAACUGAGAUUAAGCAUUGGGAUAUUUAUGGAUCUCAAUAUAAGAGUUGGCGAGAAUUAAGACCAGUGUUUGAAGUAUUUGAAGAUCUUGAUAUUGAAGAAUUUCUUCUUUAGUAAUAGUCUUUUACACAAGUAUAUACAACCAAUCAUAAUUAUAGAUAGAUAAAAAUUUUCAAAGAUAAAGCUCUAAUCAACACAGU
This is a messenger RNA of Scheffersomyces amazonensis, 2844 nucleotides long. RefSeq lists its product as uncharacterized. The transcript has a single exon. Bases 23 to 2758 code for a protein of 911 amino acids. The record is from RefSeq and is a predicted model, not a curated record. Lineage: Eukaryota; Fungi; Ascomycota; Pichiomycetes; Serinales; Debaryomycetaceae.